CCCCCUUCUCCAAAUGAUGAGUGGUCUCGUCCAAAGAUGGCGGCCUCCAUCUUGAGAUGCUCUUUGACUGCUGCUGUCAAAGUUAACCGUUUAUCUCCGUCUGUGUCAGGCAGACGAUGGUUACUUUCAGCAGCUUAUUCAGACAGAACAUUGUGGGAGGCAAGAGAAAAGGACCCUCAAAAUUUAGCCUUGUUGGCCAACAACAUGGACAGGAUAUACGAGAGGAAUCUUCCAGUUAGCUCCCUGACUGUGUCACAGUUUGUAGACAACAUAUCAUGCCGAGAGGAGGUGGAUCAAGCCGAGUACUACCUUUACAAGUUCCGUCACAGUCCAAAUUGUUGGUACCUUCGAGACUGGACAGUUCACAGUUGGAUCAGGCAGUGUCUGAAAUACGGCGCUAGAGACAAGGCCCUGCACACGCUUCAAAACAAGGUCCAGUAUGGAAUCUUCCCAGACAACUUCACCUUCAACUUGCUCAUUGAUUCCUACCUGAAGGAUGAGGACUUCAAAAGCGCAUGCUGCGUGGUUGAGGAGGUGAUGCUCCAAGAGGCCUUUGACCUUCCUUCUACUCAGAUCCUGUCUCUGUAUGCUCUGGCCAGUUACCUAGCAACCAGACCUCAACUCACAGUGUCGCAGGAGCGAGCGCUGGGAGCGUCUCUGCUCAUCUGCGGCCUGAAGCAAGAGAGCAGUGUGGGCCUCACAGCUCAGCUCCUGGGAAACGCUCUGCUAGGCAAGGUAGAGAUGCAGAAGGGCAUCCAUGCUGUGUUCAAAGUCAUGCCCCUCUUCUGGGAACGAGGAUAUCUGAGUCGAGCGCUGGCUGUCGUGGAAAGCGCCGCCGGCGCGCCCGCUGACGUCAAACUGUCCAAAGACUCGUUGGGUUUUCUAGACGAUGUGCUGCACGGGCUGUCCUCCACCUCGUCUGACUCAUCCGAUUCGUCUGAUUCGUCUGGAGAUGAGUCGGCAGGGGAGGAAGAACGAAAAGAAGAAAUUGAUGGAGAUGACCAGGCGGAGAGGGAAAAGCUUCCUGAAUAUGAGAGCAAAUUCAAGGCAAUGGUCAGCCAGCUGGAGGCUCAGGAAAAAGUCGACGCGUCUGACUUCCAAACGUUGGCGACCAGUCUGGCCAAGCAGCAACUGCCCUCCAUGGAGAGACCGGACCUGGACCAGUACGAGAGUCUGCUGGGGGCCUGGGAGGCCGAGAGGAAGCAGCUUAUCCAGAGGGAGCAGGAGGCGAGGAGGAAGGCCGAAGAGGAGAAGCGCGAGCGACUCGCUGCCAAGGCGGCGCUCCAGCAGCAAGCCUAAAGGUUGUUAACUGCAACUAUCACUUAUUGUGUGUUAAUAUUGUACAUAUUUUUUGAAUACGUCAUUUGGGUUAUAAUUGAAAGAAAAUCAAAUGACUGGCUUCAAUUAUGCAAGACUCGUGGGCAAAACAUAUUGUUGGGAUCACAUCCUCCUAUUCCUUUUCCUGUGCGUACGUGCGUUUGUGCGUCCUGGGGAGUUUUCUCACAGGCGUAAAGAAAGGGUUAUUGCGCUGAAGAAUUUGCUGAUAACUAAUCUGGAAAAGGGAAUUCUGUGCUGGCAAAGGAAUUCACUUAUGACUGUUAAACACAAUAAAUGCAUUAUGUGGUUCUGAUGUGCGCACGGGGUUUGCUAGAAAAGCCGAUGCUACCCGUAUCAAACAUAACGCGCUUGACUUCAUGUGUAAAACGGUUUAGAUGUGGACAGAUAAUAAAUCCCCAUAGGGGAGAACAAAACAUUGUCUAUUGAUGUUGAGUUACUGUGAAUCCAGAGCAGAGAAAAUCACAUUAUGGCAUUGAUUUUUCACUUGAAUACUGCUAACUCUUCUUGUCAGUUUAAUCAGAAACAUGUUUAAAGGCUGGAUUAUGUCCUGAAGAGUACACAUUCACCAUUUUAAUACAAUUCAAUCUUGUCAGUCUUUUGUCCUCAAGCAAAUGUCAAGUAAGUAGUGUGUUUGUGUGUGUGUGUAUGUAUAUGUAUGGGGAUAUAUAUAAAUAUAUAUAUAUAUAUAUAUAUACACACACAACAAACGCAUUACAUUACACAUUGUUGUCUCUUUGGGCAGCCUGUUACAAGUUUUGAUUUAGGAGCACGGUCACAAAACCAAUUAAACUUAUAUCUCAAGGCACCACAGUAUAUCUACAUGCAGUAUGUGUGUAUAUACUGCAUAAUGGUAGCCUACUGCCUUUUCUCAGUACUUUAUCGAAAAUAAAUGAGAGGAUAUUGGCUCAACUCCAAAUGGACCUGGGCUGCCUUGGGGGAGGUAAAGGAGGCUUUCUGCACACGCUUCAUUUCAGGUAAAUAAAUAUAAAGCGGAAGUUUUUAUUGGUGCAGAUUGGAAAGUUCAACUGUGAGACAUUCACCGUUGCAGGAAAAUGUAUUAGAGAUAUUAUCCUUAUCACAGCAAAAAAAUAAAAGACCAACAUCAUGUUCUCUUCAUGAGACUUUAUGACCAUAAACAUCACUUACAUGCACUUUUAUAGCUAUGUAAACACAAACAAAAGUCCAGUGUCAGGACUUUUUAGAUUGCAAAAUAUGGCUGCUGGAUAUUUCAUGAUUCAUCAUGGUCAACAGCUUCACAUUUCUCCUUGUAAGCGGAUUGCAAAUAGCGUUUAAUUUGUCUCCGUGUUUGAUUGCAGGGAGACGAGCCGAGCAUUUGUUCUGACAGCGGUGCAUUUUCUCAUUAAGUCAAACGUAAUAUUCAGUAAUUUCCCAAAUUUGGUUUGGAUGCUGACACGCUGUCUUGUGUGUUUAUGUGCUCCUUUGAAUAUCUUUACAGUAAUGUGAUUUUUCUCCUUUUAUCGGUGCUUCAAAGUUUGCAGCUGCAGUGUAGAAAGUAAACCUGUCUAAUUAUAUUUGCAAUGAUUUCAAACUUU
Molecule: messenger RNA, 2891 nt
Organism: Phyllopteryx taeniolatus (common seadragon)
Lineage: Eukaryota; Metazoa; Chordata; Actinopteri; Syngnathiformes; Syngnathidae
Gene: mrps27
Product: mitochondrial ribosomal protein S27
Exons: 11
Coding region: 37-1299 (420 amino acids)
Cellular component (GO): mitochondrion
Molecular function (GO): protein binding
Source: RefSeq, a predicted model, not a curated record